Messenger RNA from Rhinocladiella mackenziei CBS 650.93, 1419 nucleotides. RefSeq lists its product as uncharacterized. Gene Ontology annotation, cellular component: preribosome, small subunit precursor; cytosol; nucleus. The transcript has 2 exons. NCBI's taxonomy places the organism in Eukaryota, Fungi, Ascomycota, Eurotiomycetes, Chaetothyriales, Herpotrichiellaceae. The record is from RefSeq and is a predicted model, not a curated record. Gene Ontology annotation, biological process: ribosomal small subunit export from nucleus; ribosomal small subunit biogenesis. Bases 1 to 1419 code for a protein of 472 amino acids.
AUGCCCCGAAAACGCUGGAUCGACAAGAACAACGCACAAACUUUUCACCUUCUAUAUCGCCCGCAAAAUGACCCCGCUCUACAUGAUGAGACCGCCGGAGAGCGAACGCUGUACCAAGUAUCCGGACCGGGAUCCUCUUCUCAAAAGAGCGCGGCUAAAGAGGGUUUACACCUGAAGGACCUGGAAGAUGACCUGGACUUUGAGAGCAUGCGAGAAAAUGAGGGCGAGGCAGCCGAAUACGGAAUCUACUUUGACGACACCAACUAUGACUACAUGCAACAUUUGCGAGACGUGGGUGAAGAGCCUGGGGGUUCGCAUUUCAUUGAAGCUACUCUAGCCAAGGUUCAAGGGGAGGACAAAGAGAAAGCGAAGAUGAUGAAGUUGGAAGAUACACUGCGAGAAGUGUCACUUGACGAGCAGAGCGUGGCCGGCAGUGACUUGACUUCUACGUUUUCUACGUCAACGAGGCCUCGAACGUACCAGACUCAACAGGAUGUUCCGGAUGAAAUCGCAGGAUUCCAACCUGACAUGGACCCCAGAUUGCGAGAAGUGUUGGAAGCGUUGGAUGAUGAUGCCUAUGUGGACGACAAGGACGAGGAAGACAUCUUCGGUGCCCUGGCCAAGGACGGCCGCAACGGUGAACUCGACUUGGCUGAGUUUGAGGCGACUUUCGUGGACGACAACGACGACGGUGGUUGGGAGUCGGAUGUAACAGAGAAGACCGCCCAACAGCCUUUGGAAUUGAAGCUUCCAUCGACUGCUCCAACGGCUGACAAAGCAGAAAUCACUGAUAAAGGUCCGUCUCCGGAUGCGGAAGCGGCUGCAGCAGAAGAUGGACAAUGGUUGCGAGAUUUUGCCAAAUUCAAGUGUGAAAGUGCCAGAAAGCUCCAGCCGAAAGCCGCAGAAUCGAUCAUCGCGGCUUCUGCCGUCCAGGACAAGGCACCGUCACUGUACACGCAGAAUGGUACACCAUUGCGGCAGAAGAAGCGGAAAGGUGCUUUGACAAACCCCAGUUCAUAUUCCAUGACUUCAUCAACUCUUGCCCGAACAUCUGGUCUACAAUUACUAGAUGCGCGAUUCGACCAGGUGGAAAGGAUGUAUUCACUGGAUGAGGGCGAUGAAUUCGAUGAUCUGGAUGGUCAAAUGUCGUUCGCAUCGGGGAUGACCGGGCGGUCCAAGAUGUCACAGCUCUCGACGACGAGCUUUGCAGACGACGGGGCAGUCCGAGAGGAUUUUGACAGUAUGAUGGAUGGAUUUCUGGGUGACUGGAACAAAGCAAAUCCGGGUGGAGGUAAGAGAAGAGGGGCCAAGGGCAAACGCGGGAAAAAUGGAAACGAGAAAUUCGGUCUCCAACAACUAGACGAGGUUCGGGCGGAAUUGGGACCUGCGAGGAUAUAUCGGCGCACAACAAAAGCAUGA